Messenger RNA from Talaromyces atroroseus, 1773 nucleotides. RefSeq lists its product as hypothetical. Gene Ontology annotation, biological process: transmembrane transport. Lineage: Eukaryota; Fungi; Ascomycota; Eurotiomycetes; Eurotiales; Trichocomaceae. The transcript has 4 exons. Gene Ontology annotation, molecular function: transmembrane transporter activity. Gene Ontology annotation, cellular component: membrane. Bases 1 to 1773 code for a protein of 590 amino acids. The record is from RefSeq and is a predicted model, not a curated record.
AUGGCUACUAAAACAACUUCCCCAGCCGCUGACAGCAGCAGCAACAACGAAAAAUCCACAGAAUGGACAAAGGAUAGUGAAAAGGCAAUGGCGGCGCACGGCCAACAAAGAGGAUCCGUGGGAUCUUCAGACAGUGACAGUCUAUACGAAAUCCAGCCCGUUCGCAGCGAGCGCCAGGUCCAUCCUGAGCUCAGAGGAACAGGCGACGGAUUGCUAACGCCACAAAUCUCUCGAGUAUCGCAUACCUCCAAGGCUCGCAAAAUCACCACCGCAGGCACAACGGGAACGACCGAUCCAGACUUUGAGAUUGAUUGGGAUGGUGAAAAUGACCCUGAGAACCCAUGGAAUUGGUCCCUGCCCUAUAGAGCAAUGUGCAUCGGGUUCUUGUCUUGGAAUACAUUGGUGAUUGUUCUUUUUUCCACGAGUUAUACCUCCGGUACCUCGCAGAUCGUCGAGCAAUUCAACACCACCGAUACCAUUGUCACCUUGGGUUUGACAUUCUACCUUUUGGGCCUGGCAAUAGGCUCUGUCGUGAUGGCUCCGCUCAGUGAAGUCUGGGGAAGGAAACCGGUCACAGUAGGAGCUAUGAUAGUAUUCAAUGUCAUGAUUAUUCCAGUUGCCGUAGCCAGAUCAAUGGUCGUUAUCAUCGUGUUCCGAUUCAUUGGCGCUCUGGCCGGAAGUGUGAUGGUCAGCAGUGCCCCAGGAAUGGUGGCCGACAUGGUCCCGGCAAAAAACCGCGCUCUUGCAUUCUCGGUUUGGAGCAUAGGCCCCAUUAAUGGUCCAGUUAUUGGUCCUAUCCUCGGUGGUUUUGCAACUCAAUAUCUUGGUUGGCGAUGGUCAUGCUGGAUUAGUCUCAUGCUUGGCGGUGUUUCUCUAGCAUUUUCCCUCGUUAUGAAAGAGACAUAUGCCCCGGUCAUUUUGCGGAAGAAAGCCGCUCGGCUUCGGAAGGAAACAGGGGAUUCACGGUGGCAUUGUCGGUACGACUACAAGGUUCCGCUCAUAGAGACCAUGAAGACCAACCUAAGCCGUCCUAUAUUCUGGAAUCUGUAUAUUGGAGUCGUCUAUGGUAUCCUAUACUUAUGCUUCACGUCAUAUCCGAUUGUAUUCGGUGAUAUCAGAGGGUGGAGUCUCGGAGUAUCUGGUUUAGCAUUCCUGGGAAUCGGCAUUGGAGCAAUGACGACAAUCACUAUGGAGCCUCUAUACCGACGGAUGAUCCAGAGACACAAGAAAGACCCCGAGACCGGCGAAGUAUAUCCAGAGGCCAUGGUGUCGGUGAUUUGCAUCGGCUCAAUUCUGAUCCCCAUCGGCGAGUUGUGGUUUGCGUGGACGUGUGCCCCCGCCUCAAUUCCCUGGCCGGCCCCAAUCGCUGCUGGCAUCUUUUUCGGUGCUGGUAAUACAGCCGUCUUUAUUUACUCUUCUAACUACCUGACAGUCAGUUACGGUAUUUUUGCAGCUUCUGCACUAGCAGGUAAUUCCCUUGUGAGAAGUGUUCUUGGUGGCAUUAUGCCUUUGGUGGGCACAUACAUGUACGAUAAUUUGGGCCCUAACUGGUCCGGCACCCUUCUCGGUCUGUUGGAGGUGGCCUGUAUUCCGAUCCCGUUUAUAUUCUGGAAAUACGGGCACAAAAUACGUCAAAAGAGCGGAUUUAUUCGUAUGAUGCAAGAGGAUCAGAUGAAGCUGAAGGGCAGGAGAAAACCUAGAGAGGUCGAAGGUGGCGUUGCAGUUGAAGAUAUCGAAAAGGGCAACGCUGCUCGAAUAAAUGUCGAAGAAUAA